CAUUUUCGCGUCCACGCUAAGUGGCGAAAUUGACUUCGACCCUCCAGGUUCGGUCGGUAAAACACCUCCACAGUUCGUGCAACAAUCCCUCGGCGCGAUUCGGCGGGGGCGGCGCGUCGGUGACAUCACCUUCUACCGCGGCGGGCGGCGAUCUUGCUGACACAUUCGCGGCCCGCGCUGUUCGUGGCAGGCGUAUUCCUCCGCAGUGUGCCAAUUUUCAGUUGCCAGCAGUUGCCAGCUGCCAGCGGGUGUCAGUUGCUGGAAGUACGGGUGCCAAGCGGAAAGGCAAGCCAGUCAGCACUCGAAGCGAACGCGCCAGAGGGAGAGGGAGAUACGGAGGCAGGCUGGCCCAGAAUCCACGGUCCAUGUGCUUCCUCGAGUGAAAAUGCUCAUCAAGGAAUACCGCGUCACUCUGCCCCUUACCGUCGAGGAGUACCAAGUGGCUCAAUUGUACUCUGUGGCGGAGGCAAGUAAAGAUAAUACCGGUGGAGGAGAAGGCAUAGAAGUCUUAAAGAAUGAACCAUUUACGGACUAUCCAUUGUUAGGAGGAAAAUACUCCUCGGGACAAUAUACGUAUAAGAUAUAUCACUUGGCAAGUAAAGUGCCUGCAUUUAUUCGAAUAUUAUUACCAAAGAACUCAUUGGAAAUCCACGAGGAAGCAUGGAAUGCUUACCCGUACUGCAAGACAGUUAUAACAAAUCCUGGAUACAUGAAAGAGAAUUUUAUUAUAAUGAUAGAAUCAUUCCAUAUCGGAGACGUUGGGGACCAACAGAACGUGCACGAACUAUCUCCUGAUAAACUAAAAAUUAGGGAAGUGAUACACAUCGAUAUAGCAAAUGACCCGGUUGCUAGUUCCGACUACAAGGAGGACGAAGACCCGACCAAAUUUAAGUCUCAAAAAACUGGUCGGGGUCCUCUAGUUGGCAAAGAAUGGAAGAAUAAGGUCCAGCCUGUCAUGACUUGUUACAAACUUGUCACGUGCGAGUUCAAAUGGUUCGGCCUGCAGACUCGAGUCGAGAGUUACAUUCAGAAAGCGGAGAGGCGCCUCUUCACCAAUUUUCAUAGGCAAGUGUUCUGCUGGAUGGACCGGUGGUAUGGUUUAACGAUGGAGGACAUCAGAGCCAUCGAAGACAACACGAAAGAAGAGCUGGACAGGCAACGGCACUUAGGGGAAGUACGAGGAAUGCGUGCCGAAGAUUGAAGCUUUAGUAGUUAUCCAUAAUUAAGAUUAAAUUAAUUUCAAUAUAUAUAUAUAUAAAUAUAUAUAUAUAUAUUAAGUACACAGGAGCGAACGCGUGCCGCGAAGAGCCAUAAAACCAUUGGGAAAGCAAAAAAUACGCGAAACGGUUAUACAUAGUCUUCAGGAUCAGGUCAGUUUUUGUGCAUUACUCAGCUACGACUCGGUGUCUACUGAGAUUACCUGCGAUUUUAAUUUAUUUACCUUUGUAAGUCUUUUAGAUGAAUGUAUCGACACUAAAGGGUAUCAUUACAAUCGUCAUCGCAGUCAAUGAGUUGUAACACUUCACCGUUAUUAAAGACGAAUAGGAAAUUGCGCAGGGAAGGGGGUAAAGUUUACUUAGAGACCAAGACGAUCGAUGGGGUAAACACAGGAUUUUCGUGGGCAAUAUGGUGUCCGGAAUAGACCAGCUAACUUAUAUAAUUUAGCGAUUUAACGAGGAAGUUAAUAUUAAUUGUAAAUGUUUAUAACGGAGCAGUCAGGAUGCCUGUCACUGGCAGCGUUCAGUCCUUGCAUUCGACGAUGUUGCUCGGAUCUCGGGAUGCGUGGAUUAUUUAAAUAAUGAAUGAUAGUUUACGUACUGUCGCUAGUGCACAUUGCGCGUUUAUUACGACCGUUUAAUCUCGCACAAUGCGCGAAGCCGAGGCUUCCUUUGUUAAGGAUAUAUGUAUGCAUGUAUGUACACGCCUCAAUGUUCGUCAAAGUCGGACGGCUCUAAGUUUCUAGCCACGGUCGCGACAUUUAUUUUCGGAAACCCCGUCUCCUGAAUUCUUUACGUUCUUCUGCCGUCGAUAUCGCGCCCUUAAAGGUUUCGUUGCCUCCAGCAGGUUCUGAGCGAGUUUAUUUUCUUCGCGAGUCUCCUAGGUUCUAUUCCAAGCAAUCUGUACGAUGCUAUUUUAAUUUCCAUCGGUUGUACGAAAAACGACAAGUGCCACACCGUAAUCAAGAUGAAUCUUAGUCUUAAAAUGUCAAAGGGAAAUAUGGCGCCGCUCGAAAGUGGAACACUGGGUGUUCCGUUUUUCCGUUCGUUGGCCAUUAAGGUCGCCGAAAAAAAGAUCGUCCAACCGAGGAAAUCUAUGCGACCGCGCAUUUACGUUAAUCGUGAUAAUCGUACCAAUGCUUAUCGUUUAAAGAAAUUUAUAUUCCGCUUGACGGCCGUCGCGAGGGGUACAUGGACGAUCAGCUGAUUGUUGCAUUUAACAAUUUCCUGGUCGUUUUGGGACUCGAAGCUUAAACCGUUUACUGAAACUUUGAAAGUUACUUAAAGUGUUACGGGUGUCACGUAUAUAUAUAUAGAAUGACCCUUUCGUAUCACCUUAAGGUUCGAAGGAUAAUUCGUCAUUGCGGUGCGGCACUCUUGCGACGCCCUGUAUAUUAAUUAUUAAUUAGGUCUAGGUCGGUAUUAGUAAUACUAAAUUGUCCGAAAAUGCGCUUAGCCUCAAUUGGAAAGUAACCGCGUGGCUCGUUAAUAUACAGCAGAGGAAUCCUCAAGA
Molecule: messenger RNA, 2730 nt
Organism: Orussus abietinus
Lineage: Eukaryota; Metazoa; Arthropoda; Insecta; Hymenoptera; Orussidae
Gene: vib
Product: phosphatidylinositol transfer protein alpha isoform
Exons: 6
Coding region: 386-1201 (271 amino acids)
Biological process (GO): phospholipid transport
Cellular component (GO): cytoplasm
Molecular function (GO): phosphatidylcholine intramembrane carrier activity; phosphatidylcholine binding; phosphatidylinositol transfer activity
Source: RefSeq, a predicted model, not a curated record